AUGGAUGGUCCUAAGAUUGCUGACCUGUCUGUUGUCUCCUACAUGGUAGAGCCAGAGUUCAAGCGAGUCGAACGUUUCAUUUUGGGAUUGGCACCCCAAAUUAUGAGCAUGGUGACUACUUCCAAGCCUCCAACGAUUAUUGAAGCCAUUGACUUGAGCGUGGCACUGACCGAAGAAGCGAUCAGAUUGAACAAGUUUUCAAUCUCUGAGGGAAAGAAGAAGGAGACUCACGUCGAGUCAUCGGGAGAGAACAAGAGGAAGUUCUCGAAUUUCAAGAAAGGUACCCAAGGAAACAACAAUAGUGGUAAUAAGAAAAGAGAUGCGAACCCACCAGCCGAUGUCAGGACUGGUGCUGCAAGUUCGGAGAAUAAGGGGAAAGGAUACAUGGGCACCCUGCCUAAGUGUGAUGUGUGCCAGUUUCAUCAUGUCGGCAAGUGUAGGUUUAGGAAAUGUAAAAACUGUGGAAAGAAUGGUCAUUCGAAGGAGACGUGCUGGGCUGGUAAUGGUCAUGGGAAUGGUGGUCAGAGAGGAAAUGGUAAUGGAAAUGAUUGUUCCACAAAAUCUUCAGGUAUCGACCCUUUGCACAACACUCCUUCAUUUUUAAAGCUAAUUGAUGAAGAUUUUCCGAUAUUUUUGGAAAUACCUAAUGAUUUUGCAUCAAUGGUUUGGGGAGACCACCCACCUUACAAAGAUUCAGUUAAGAUUGUUGAUGGUGACAAUAUAUGGUUUGUAAGAGUAAAAAAAACUGAUGUUGGCCAUGUUCUUGCUGAUGGAUUCACCAAAUUGGUUAGGGAUACUUCUGUUAGAAAAGAUGACUACCUUAUGUUUCAGACUUAUGGAACAACCUCAUUUUUUUUAAUGGUCUUUAAAUCAUGUGUUCAUAAAAACAUGUUCAUAUCCAAGAUCAACCCUCACGAAGAUGUUAUUGUAAGUAGUAACAGCUUUUUGAUACCAAAAAAUGUUAUGGUUUAUGAACCGAGUCUGUGCUCCACAGUUGUUUCUGAUGCCAUUACGAACAAUACAGUUGAUGUUCGUCAAUCUGUUUUGCCGCAAAAGAUGAAGGCCCCUAAGAAAUGUAAGUCAGUUAUCAUUCAGUCACAUGAGUCUGUAAUUGCUCAUCGUACCCGUUCAAAGUUUGGAAACAAAAAAGAAGCUGUUGUUGAUAAGGUCACGGCCGCUGAAACCGUACCUGUUUGCCAUAAACGUUCUAAUUUGAAAACGAUGAAAACAGAUUCAUUCAUUGAAUUCACGAAACGUUUACCGUGUGCUGUUUCGGAUGAUUUGUGUCUUUCUGUUGACAACCUGCAUGAAGUUUCGGUAAAAAACCUUAGAUGUGAGAAAAUGGAUAAUAGGUUUAAACAUCAAUAUUCAUCUUCUUCCGAACCUUCCAUGAAUGCCGUUAUUAACGAUUAUUAUACACGUUGGUUAUCUUACGUUAUGAAAGCUCACGAGGCCAGGCAUAGAAGAAAGUUAAGAAAACAAUAUCUUGAUAAUAAGAGAUCAAGAUGUACUACACAAGUUCAUCCUUAUUUUCUCAAAGUUGCCGAGGCAAAAAGAAGGCGUAGGUUAAGAAAACUAUAUCUUGAUAGUAAGAGAUCAAAGUUUAAUCCAAAUUUUAUUCCAUCGAAAGUGGAUUCAACAUCUUCAUCAGCAACACGGAUUAAUUUAAACAACAAAGAAAACAUAACACCUAAUUCUUCAAACAGAAGAUUGCCUACAGAUUGUUCACCAGUUAUUCCUUUAAGAAAUCGUUUAAAUACUUCCCUAAAUGGCCAAACUUCCAGUAUAACACCUACUACUAUUAAGAAGAACGGAAAAGAUGUGUUACACCCUUAUACAACACCCAACCGUACACCGUUGUCAAAUAUAUCUAACAUACUACCAGGAACCGGUAGCAUUUGUUCAAGAAUGCUUACUUCUACAUCUGGGUCGGUUUUAACUUUGAAUGGAAAGACCAAUGUAGUAUUGCAAAAUUCUUCUAAGUUUAUUCGAAGUUCGAACACCGCAAACAAAGAAAACGUAACACCAUCUUCAUGUAUUACAAAUAUACAUUCAGAAAAUCGUAAUCCGUCACAGUUUACUAAUGCUAUGUCUUCUUUGAACCGUAUUUCUCCCGACACUGUUGCAACGUCAUCUACUUUACCACUGACAGAAUGUUAUUCUAUUACUCCGCGGAUUGUGAGUAAACGAAAUGCUACAGCUAUGAAGGCGGAUUUGUCUUCUGUUAAAAGGAUGUCUUCUGGAAGGCGUAAGUUGACGCAUACACCAAUCGAAAUAGAACCCAUACGAAUGGCUGAUCUUGAUUCUGAUGAUGAAAAUGUUGUUCAACAAGAGAUUAAAGAUCUCCGGAAAGGCACAUCUAAAGAUUACCUUGACCAUGGCGACCAAUCUGUUUGUUGUGGGUUAUGCUAUGCAAAGUUGUGGCAAACUGAAGCUGCAAAGGGUCGUAUGACACUUCAAAAGCGAACAUAUGCCUUAUGUUGUGCUUAUGGUAAAGUUGACUUACCUGAUUAUAAAGAAUCUGACCCAUGUUACCAGAUGCUUUUUCGAUCUUUAGAUUCAGAUAGCAAGUUUUUCUUAAAGAAUAUUCGACGUUACAAUUCAAUGUUUUCCUUUACUUCUAUGGGAGGAAAAGUGGAUACUAAGAUAAACAAAGGUAAUGCUCCUUUUGUUUAUAGAAUUAGCGGUCAGAAUGCGCAUAGUAUGGGUAGCCUUCUUCCUAAACCCGGUGACCAACCAAAGUUUUCUCAACUUUAUAUUUACGAUACUGAGAAUGAACUGUCCAAUAGGAAGACCUUAUUUGGGGACUCAACAACUCAGUCAUCUUCCAGAUCAAAAGAGCUUGACGAUAAAUUCAUAAAGUAUCUAACUGACAUGUUAGAUUCAAAAAAUAUGUUGGUAAAAACAUAUCGCAUGGUUAGAAACCAUCUUCAUGAGAAACCCAAUGUUUCUCUUAGGCUUCGGUUGAUUUAUCAAAGAGAUAAAGAUGGCAGGACUUACAAUUUUCCUACAUCAUCCGAAAUUGCUGCUUUAAUUGUUGGCGAUGAAAAUCAAAGUGUGGAACAACGUGAUAUUAUUGUCGAAGAGCAGUCAGGAGUUCUUAAACGUAUUAGCGAGUUACAUCCUUCAUACCUUGCUUUACAAUAUCCAAUUCUUUUUCCUUAUGGUGAUGAUGGAUAUAGGAUUAACAUUCCUCAUAGAGAUUUUGGUCCAAACACAAAGAAGACACGUCCAAAUUGCACAAUGAGAGAGUUCUUUGCUUAUAGGAUGCAGGAUAGGGACACCAAAUUCUCUCUAAUCCUUAAUGCGAGGAGGUUGUAUCAGCAGUUUAUAGUCGAUGCAUACACAAUGAUUGAAAGCGAGCGGCUAAACUACAUAAGAUUUCAGCAAACCAAAUUACGAUGCGAAUCCUUUAACAGCCUAAGAAGUGUUCAGCAAGGUGGCCAGACUGAUCUGUCUCAUACUGGAAAACCUGUGAUAUUACCGUCUUCGUUUACUGGUGGAGCUCGAUAUAUGAUGCAAAAUUACCUUGAUGCUAUGGCUUUAUGUAGGAAGUAUGGGUAUCCUGAUUUUUUCAUAACUAUCACCUGUAAUCCGAAAUGGCCCGAGAUGGUAAGGUUUAUUGGUGACACAUCAGUUAAGCCUGAAGACAGACCCGACAUUCUUUGUAGAUUGUUUAAGAUGAAGCUUGAUGCAUUGAUAAAAGACCUUAAGGAAAAAAAAUUUCUUGGCGAUAUUAAUGCUGUUGUUUACACCGUUGAAUUUCAAAAGCGUGGUCUGCCACAUACUCAUCUAUGUGUUUUUAUGAAAGCUGAUCAUAAGGUUCCAACUGUUGAACAUAUUGAUCCUUUUAUCUCAGCUGAGAUUCCUGAUAAAAAUGAAGACCCUGAAUUAUAUUCUCUGGUCUGUGAGUUCAUGAUUCAUGGUCCAUGUGGACAUGCUAACUUGAAAUGUCCAUGCAUGGUAGGAAACCGUUGUUCUAAGAAUUUUCCAAAGAAGUUUUUGGAGGCUACAUCUGUUGAUUCAGAUGGAUUUCCACUUUAUAGGCGAAGGGACGAUGGUCACACGGUUGUUAAGAAGGGUGUGACAUUGGACAACAGGAGCGUCGUUCCAUACAACAAAAGGCUUCUUAGAAGAUAUCAGGCGCACAUCAAUGUGGAGUGGUGCAAUCAGGCAGGUUCAAUUAAGUAUUUAUUUAAAUACAUUAAUAAAGGACCAGAUAGGGCCACUGUUGUUGUUAUAGAUUCAGACAGAGGGAUUGAUGAGGAGAUACCGAAAGAUGAAAUAAAAGAAUAUUACGAGGCAAGAUAUGUUUCUGCAUGUGAAGCAAGUUGGAGAAUAUUUGCAUGUGAAGUUCACUAUCGGUAUCCAUCUGUUAUGAGGUUACCAUUUCAUCUUCCAGGCCAGCAGAAUGUAGUUUUCAGUGGUGAAGAUGAUAUUGAAAAUGUGCUAAACAAACCUCAGGUCAAUUCAUCUAUUUUUUUGGAGUGGAUGAACAUGAACAAAAAACCUGAAACAACGAAACUUACGUAUGUUGAGUUUCCAUCAAAGUAUGUUUGGAAGUUAAAGGAUCGUUGCUGGCAGCCGCGAAAAAAUUAUGUUGUUGUUGGAAGACUUUAUUCAGUUUCUCCUUCCCUUGGUGAAGCUUAUUACCUUAGAAUUCUUCUAACCAAAGUCAAGGGUCCACGAUCUUUUGAAGAAAUUAGAACCUAUGAUGGUGUUGUUUAUCCUACUUUUAGGGAUGCAUGUUAUGCGCGUGGCCUAUUAGACGAUGACAACGAAUAUAUUGAGUGUAUUAAAGAGGCCAGUUUUACAGGAAAUGGUCAUUAUCUUCGUUCAUUGUUCGGUACACUCCUUUUGUCUAAUACUCUAUCAAGACCAGAAAUUGUUUGGGAAAAGACGUGGGAGUUUUUGUCGGAGGACAUUUUACACAAUAUGCGGAAGGAUUCUGGGUUAAGUGGUUUUGCUGUCUCUGACGAGCGUUUAAAGAAUAUUACGUUGUCUAAAAUUCAAAACUAUCUUAUCCGUAAUGGAUCCAGCUUGCAUAGAUUCUCACCGAUGCCUGUUCCAGAUGAAGAUUCUACAUUAUAUGAGGCUAAUCGUCUAAUAAAUGAGGAGCUUUCUUGGGAUAAGGACGAAGUUAGCGCUGAAUUCAAUAAGCUUCAUAAUUCUUUAAAUGAUGACCAAAGAGCAGUGUAUAACGAGAUUAUGAGAGUUGUUGGACGUGGGAAAGCUGCUUCCAUAAGAUGCAAUGGGCAUAUUGUUGUUAAUGUUGCUUCAAGCGGGAUUGCAUCGCUGUUGUUGUCACGAGGCCGUACCGCCCAUUCAAGAUUUCAUAUUCCGAUUAAUCUUACUGAAGAUUCCGUUUGUCAUAUCAAACCUAAUUCUGAAAUCGCUAAUCUUAUAGACGAAGCGAAGUUGAUUAUUUGGGCCGAAGCACCGAUGGUACACAAACAUGCUUUUGAAGCUCUUGAUCGUACAUUGAAAGAUGUUUUGAGUGUCUCCGAUUCACGUAAUUCUGAACUUCCCUUUGGUGGAAAGACUAUUGUUUUCGGUGGUGACUUUAGGCAAAUCUUACCGGUUAUACAAAACGGCACAAGGCAAGACAUUGUACACGCCUCUUUAUGUUCAUCUUACAUUUGGUCCACUUGCAAGGUUUUAAAAUUGACCCGUAACAUGCGUUUAUCAGUUGGAAGCAGUAGUUCAAACAUUGAUGAGAUAAACGAUUUUGCCAAAUGGCUUCUUGAAAUUGGUGAAGGCAAUAUUGGUGAUGGUAACGAUGGCGAUUCAACUAUAGAAAUACCAAAGGAUCUUUUAAUCACCGAUUCAACUGAUCCAAUUCAAAGCUUGAUUGACUUUGUGUAUCCAUCAGUUCUUAACCGUUUUAAAGAUCGUGACUACUUUUCUGAAAGAGCCAUACUUGCUCCUAAAAAUGAGGUUGUACAUGGUAUCAAUGAUCGUUUGCUUGCAUUAUUUCCCGGUGAAGAAGUAGAGUAUCUUAGCUCAGAUACUCUAUGCCCAACUGAGGAAAUUAAUGAUCCAUUACACCAAGAUCUGUAUAAUCCUGAUGUGUUAAAUAGUUUGAUAGUUUCUGGCUUACCCAAUCAUAGAUUGGUGUUAAAGUUGGGUGUCCCAGUCAUGCUUUUGAGGAACAUUGAUCAGCAGAAUGGGUUAUGCAAUGGUACACGUCUUCAGAUCACGCGUCUUGGAAAACGUGUUAUCGAGGCUGAGAUACUAUCUGGAGGUAAUGUUGGUUCAAGAACUUACAUUCCCAGAAUUAGCAUGAUACCUUCAGACAAGAAAAUACCUUUCAAAUUUCAACGAAGGCAGUUUCCCAUAACCGUCUGUUUUGCCAUGACUAUUAACAAAAGUCAAGGGCAGUCUCUUUCCAGAGUUGGUCUGUACCUAAGAGACCCCGUUUUCUCACAUGGUCAGCUUUAUGUUGCGUUGUCGAGAGUAAAGACAAGAGAUGGCGUGAAGCUUUUAAUAUCUGACAAAGAUGGAAGUCCAACGAAUAAAACUAAAAAUGUUGUUUACAAAGAAAUAUUUGGAAAGUUAUAG
Helianthus annuus (common sunflower) is the source of this 6561-nucleotide messenger RNA. RefSeq lists its product as uncharacterized. The record is from RefSeq and is a predicted model, not a curated record. NCBI's taxonomy places the organism in Eukaryota, Viridiplantae, Streptophyta, Magnoliopsida, Asterales, Asteraceae. The transcript has 20 exons. Gene Ontology annotation, molecular function: zinc ion binding; DNA helicase activity; nucleic acid binding. Gene Ontology annotation, biological process: telomere maintenance; DNA repair. Bases 1 to 6561 code for a protein of 2186 amino acids.